Arvicola amphibius (Eurasian water vole) is the source of this 2882-nucleotide messenger RNA. It is a transcript of the gene Gorab, whose product is annotated as golgin, RAB6 interacting. Lineage: Eukaryota; Metazoa; Chordata; Mammalia; Rodentia; Cricetidae. The record is from RefSeq and is a predicted model, not a curated record. Gene Ontology annotation, biological process: non-motile cilium assembly. Bases 964 to 1593 code for a protein of 209 amino acids. The transcript has 4 exons.
AAACUAUUGAAAAGAAUCGACCACCUAAACAUUUAUGAGCUAAAUAUUUUGUCUUGUCAUUUACUUUUUACAACAUUAUUAUAAUACAUGCUUAUUAUUUUCACCUGAUGGAGGAGUUAUCUAGAACUUAGAGAAGAUACAGAUUCUGAACACUAGCCAUGUGGCACAUUUCUGUAAGCAUAGCACUUGUGCAAAGGAAGGAGCCCUCAAGUCUUGACGCCAGAGUGAUCUACACAGUGAGUUCCAGGCUAAGCUGAGUAGUAUAGCAAGACUCUCUCUCAAAUUUACACACACACACACACACACACACACACACAGGUUUAUCUUCCUAAAGCUAACAUAAACAGCCAGUAAGUAAUAGAGUUGAAAUAUCUUUUUAUUAGAAUGUACAUAGUUUUGCUCCACCUGUAUAGAGAUUUCCAUUUGCUAACAUUUGAAUUUAUAGUAAUGGAAAGAAAAGAUGGCAUUUGUUUUUGUUUUUCCUUUUCUGAUUUUUUUCAAAGUGUCGUGUUUUUCUCAAUAUCAGAUAUAGUCCUCAUCUCUAUUGAUUUUGUGUCAUGAGAGCCUUGCCUACCAGAGUUUUAUGAUAUAAUUGAUUUGAUGAGAUGCAUAAAAUAACAUGAAUUAAGUUUGUUUCCUUGGUUUUUGGUUUGUUUUAUAACACAGCUCAAGAAGGCUUUGAAUUUGUGAUUGAGAUGGACAACUUAGAUGAGAUGUCAUAGGAAUAGCGUUGGUUUUGAAUACUCUGGGAUGUUCAUGGGAGACAGUAAUUUGAGGAGCCAUUGAUUUUAAAAAGGAAGAAUUCUGAUAUGAUGAGCUUAUGAAAAGAGAGCCAUAUCUUAAAGUGUUCUAUGAUGUUUUCUGAGCCAGGCAAAAGCUAGCAAACAGUGGAGAAAUAGAAGACAGCAAGGAUAACGGCAAGAAAAAUCUCGUUGGGAAGUCCUCCAACAAGAACAGCGACUAAUGGAAGAGAAAAAUAAACGUAAGAAAGCCCUUUUGGCUCAAGCCAUCGCAGAAAGAUCUAAAAGGACCCAAGCAGAGACCAUGAAGCUGAAGAGGAUCCAGAAGGAGUUACAGGCCUUAGAUGACAUGGUGUCAGCUGACAUUGGAAUCCUCAGGAACAGAAUUGACCAGGCCAGCCUAGAGUAUUCCUAUGCACGGAAGCGGUUUGAUAGGGCUGAAGCUGAAUACAUUACAGCAAAGCUGGAUUUACAGCGCAAAACCGAGACAAAAGAACAGCUAACUGAACACCUCUGCACCAUCAUCCAGCAGAACGAGCUCCGGAAGGCCAAGAAGCUGGAGGAGCUGAUGCAGCAGCUGGACGUGCAGGCUGAUGAGGAGGCUUUGGAACUCGAGGUGGAGGUUGAACAGUUGCUCCGAGAACAGGAAGCAGAGGCAGGCAAACAAGUGGCUCCUGUAGAGAGGCUAUGUCAGCCUGCUGGGGAGGCUGUGUCUUCAGAGAACAAAGAGCCUCAAGAGCAAGCUACUUCUGCCGAGGCAGACAAGCCAGGCAAACUUUCCAGUAGCCCUCCCCUUAGACUAGACUGUCCAGGUCAAGGAACUAAGGACUUUUCAGCUGCUGUGGCCACUUGAGGGGCUGGUGUUUAUUCCAUUAACAUAUCUUAGCGGUAAAUUACAGCCCAUCUCUGAUAAAAAGUUCUUUAAACCUGUUUGUGUUUGAAUCCAUGCCUAGUGUUGGUUAGAUAUCAUGUCUGGUCAUUCCAAAGUCACAGAUUGUGACAGUUUCCUAUCUAGGAGUAUUGACUCCUCGGUGUUCCUUCAUCCUUAUUACUGAGUCAAAGUGAGUGACUCAAAGGUUGGGUGAGCAUGGAUCCCUGGUUUUGAUUCUCAACACUACAAAAAGAGCAGAAUGGUAGAAGAAAAACUACAUGGCUAGUGUUCAGAAAAGCAGAGCGAGAGGGUUCUCAGUACUUGACCAAACUUAACCUGUGAGAAAAUACUGAGACUGCAUGAUCUAUUUAUGCAGUCAUUAAAAAGACAAAAAUACCAUAGACAGAGUGGAGAAAAGAAAGACAGAUUAAGUUUCUUCUCUGGAUACUGCUAUGGUGAUGAAGCACAACUUGGCAAUCAGAGCUCAGGUUAGGAACUAGACAACUUAAGCCAACACUAUUUUGCCAGUAAAUGGUUUCUUGUUUACACCUGAAUUUUGAUUACUUAAUAUACAUCUCUAAACAAAUUGUGUAUGUGUAAUUUUGCUUUUGACAUAUUCUGUUUUCCUCAUCCAACCAAUGAAUUGAUGGGUAAAAUUUAGACAGUGAAAAGUUUCUAAAGUGAAUCUGAAAAUGGAGAAUCUUACUGCCUCUCCAUCAUCCACCAGUGAUGUAUUCCUCUCAAAAGUGUAACAUGGGCAUUUUCUAUGUUGAGUAUUAUAUUGUCAUAAAGCAUUUCAAUUGUUAAAGUACUCAUUCUCUUAGUACUUUCAUAGUUUGUUGAUUGCCUGUUCCCUAAUACUUGACCACUGCAUUGUGAUAUAUGUGAAUGUAUAUAUAAGUAUUUCAGAUUUGCCACAGAAUAUACCAUUGUUAGCGUAAAUUAUGAUCUAUUUAUCAGAAAUUGCACACAAUAAAAUUGUUUUCAAUCAUAAAAAAGGAACAUAAAGACAGUUAUAUCCAUAAUACAUUAUAGAAAAGCUGGGGACAUCCUGUUUUUAAAUUCUUUUUUAAGGUGUUAUCUUCUGAUAAUAAGGAUGCUUUGUAUUUUUCUAUGACCUAAGUUGCAAGAUAAUUUUCCAUUACUGACUUCUAAACACAUUUAUUUAGAUUGUUAUUUUUAUUUAUGAAUGACAUACAUGCAAAUUUAAAAGUCCAAUGCCUGAUACAGUCUUAUUUUUCUAAGGAAUAAACAAGUCUGAUGUGUUUACA